Molecule: messenger RNA, 2234 nt
Organism: Ailuropoda melanoleuca (giant panda)
Lineage: Eukaryota; Metazoa; Chordata; Mammalia; Carnivora; Ursidae
Gene: C14H14orf39
Product: chromosome 14 C14orf39 homolog
Exons: 18
Coding region: 329-2089 (586 amino acids)
Biological process (GO): homologous chromosome pairing at meiosis; oogenesis; spermatogenesis
Cellular component (GO): central element
Source: RefSeq, a predicted model, not a curated record
CUGGCGGGCGCAGCCCCCAGAGUUCGACCAGCGCUCGCGUGAGGGCUUGCCGGCGCGUGGCCUUCUUCGCCACAGUGCCGCCCCAAGCUGUGGGCGCAGCCGUCCGGCUGGAGGGCUGGGGAGCGACCCCGGUGAGGGGAAGCGCGUUGGCUGUGAGGGUGUUGGACGUCAGCGAACUUCGCGCUUCAAAACGGGCGGGAAGAGUGGCUCCUCGAAUCUGCGCGUGACACGUAAUACGACCCCCGCCGCAGGCGUACUUUGUGAGGCGAUUUGGCAGUCCCGUGACAACCUCCACUUCUUGGAUUUUUGGUGGUAAAUUCUAUCCAAGAUGAAUGACAGCCUGUUUGUCAGUUUGGACAGACUUUUGCUAGAAUUUGUUUUCCAGUAUGAGCAAGAUAUAAGUACUAAAGAAGAUAUUCUUCAACGAAUUAAUAAAUGCUUUGAAGAUAUUAAAGAAAACAAGGCAACUAUUUGUAAGAUACAUGAAACUAUAAAUACAACAGAUGAGGAAAUUGGUCAUUACUGUAAACAUAGUAAAGAGAUCAAAGACAACUGUAGUAACUGGAAGCCAACAUGUGAUGUUUUUCAUAAGCAUGAAGACUAUAUGCAGGACCAAUUUACUGUUUAUCAAGAAACUAUUGAAAAAGACAAAAAAAUGUACCAUGGUUAUAUAUGUCAGUAUAAAGAUGUUUUGAAGCAAUACCAGUUAAAAUACUCAGAAACACCCCUUUCACAUGAAUAUUAUGAGAAGAAAAGAGAACAUGAAGAAAUUCAAAAUAGAGUGUUGGCAUGUACUGAACAACUAAAGAUGAACGAAACCAUCUUUAUGGAAUUUCUAGUGCCUGCUCCUUUUCCAUCACUUACUAAAUGGACAUUACAUAUGGCUAAUGUGAGAUGUAAAACACAAGAUAUUCUUAAACAUGCCAGCAAUUAUUCCAAAAGUUCAUCUGAAUUGAAGAAAGAAGUAGAUGAAGUGGAAAUAGAAAUUAAUUAUUUAAACCAGCAGAUUGCAAGACUCCGUGAAACUAAGAAUCUUGCAGAAACUCUGGAAGAAAAAAAUAAAAAUAUAGAAAAGAUAAAGGAAUUGAAAGAAAGGCAUAGAACUUUUGAAAAAGAUGAACAACCUGCGCUUACACUGGAUAAAACCCCUCAAAACAGUCAAUUAUUUCUUCCAUAUGAAUCUCAGAAAUUAGUCGGACUACUGAAGAUGCAUUCUUCAGAACCAAGAGUUAUAGAUAAAAAAGAAGAAUGUUCUGUGAAGCAGGCAAAGCUUGCCAAGAUUGACUUUAGACAUAAAGAAAACAACAUGCAGGUACUCAAUGACUCUACUCUGAAUAACCAUUCAAAAUGCUCAAAUUCUGUGGCUAUUAAAAGUUCACAAAAUAUGCAUUUCAGGUUGUUAACCCCACAGAAACCAUCAAAUUGCAGUCAAUGGUUUGAAAAAGAGGAUACAGAUGCUGAGUGUGAAGAUAAAGGGACAGUAAGACAAUUGAGGGAAUCAAAAUGUGCUUCACAAGUUAUAUGUACAGAACAUUUUGGGAAGCCAAUAGAAAAUAACAGUGAUGAAGUAGAAGAAAGGGCUGAAAAUUUUCUACAAACUCCUGAAAUUCCUUUAUUUUUAAAAACUCCUGAAGCUGUGAAAACACCUGAACCUUUGGAGAAAUUAUCGUUCCCUAAAACCCCCUCUUUUGAAACAAAUAGAAAUAUAAUGCCUGAAGGUCAAACACAAAAGGAAUCCCCUGGAUUUUCUUUUCUUAUGAAUUAUACUUCUAGAUCUCCUGGAUUGAAUUUAUUUGAUUCUACUGUAUUUGAUUCAGAAAUCUCAUCAGAUCAGUUUAAUGAACAUCAUUCUGCAGGAAAUUUAAAUCCUCUGUCAUCACAACAAGAAAUUGGAAACUUAUUUGGGAAACCAGAAGGAGACGAUGGCUUCACAUUUUCUUUUUCAUCAGACUCUUCAACGCAUACAUUUGGAACUGGAAAAGAUGAUUUUAGUUUUCCAUUUUCAUUUGAACAGGAUCAAAGCUCAACACCUUCUGUAAAAGGUUUUUCAUCUUCCUCACAAAAUACAACACAGUUUACUUUUUUUUGAACUAAUUACUAAUAUCUCAAAUUAUUUAACUGCUCUGUAAUCAUCUAAGGCACAAAUUUACAUUAUUACUUAAAAAUGAAGACUACUUUCUUUUGAUUAAAGCAGUAAUGGGUUACCAUAGUUACAUUAUUUGAUUAUAUAUUUA